AUGGGGCCAACACAGGUUAGCGCAAGCUACAGCAAAUUCCAAACAAAUACGUUAAACCCAUCGGAACGUAUAAAUCCAUUUGAUAAAAAUAAGACGGCAUCAAAUGUGACACCAUCUACAACAGCGACAUUUGAAUCCACCUCUUCGGUGACAUCGUCAUACACGAGCAGCGCAAGCGGUUCGACAUUGGAUGAUCUAACGAAAAAUCGGUACGAUAAAUAUCAAGGAGCUACAGCGACAACAACAACAAUUCAGUCGACUAGCCGAUACGGAGCGCCAACAACGAGCUCCAGUUUAUACUCAAGUGACAGUGAUGUAAAAAGUACAACUUCAGCACUUGGUAGUACUACCAUAUCAUAUGCCACUGGAAGUGAUUUGACAAAAGCCGAUUACAGUGUCACCGCAAGUGAUGACUAUUCGAGAAAAAAGCCGGCAGACACAAUCACAUCGAAAACUGUUUCAUCCAGUCAACGCGCAAAUGCUGCCAAAUAUGCCUUUGAAACAUCCAAAUACUCGACCGGUUCGAUGUCCGAUUCGGAGAUCAUUUUUGGUUCAAGCGAUACUCUGGACCCACCAUCAAGGCGAUCACAAUUUGGCAGCAAUAAUUCAAGCACAGUUGAUGCAUCAAAAUCAAUUUAUGAAUCAAAUCGAAGUAUGUCAUCGUUCAAUCGCAGUUUGAGCGUAUCUUCGGAUACAAACGGUGAUUUUGCAAACGAUCCACGGGUCAAUACAUCGUAUCGCAUUUAUGAAGGGAUUAAUAACGCUGCAUUCCAAGAUUUUGAUUCACCGGUUAAAACAACAACAGCAUCAACAACAGCAUCAUCGACUAUCCCCGAAACUGCCACCAGUUUUUCAUCAACAUACAUUAGCGGCAGUAAAAUCUUCAACGAUGACGAUGACGAUGACUACGAUUUGAAAUAA
This is a messenger RNA of Contarinia nasturtii (swede midge), 921 nucleotides long. RefSeq names its product cell wall protein RBR3-like. Bases 1 to 921 code for a protein of 306 amino acids. The transcript has a single exon. Lineage: Eukaryota; Metazoa; Arthropoda; Insecta; Diptera; Cecidomyiidae. The record is from RefSeq and is a predicted model, not a curated record.